Glarea lozoyensis ATCC 20868 is the source of this 1944-nucleotide messenger RNA. Its product is annotated as (Trans)glycosidase. The transcript has 3 exons. Gene Ontology annotation, biological process: L-arabinose metabolic process. Gene Ontology annotation, molecular function: alpha-L-arabinofuranosidase activity. The record is from RefSeq and is a predicted model, not a curated record. NCBI's taxonomy places the organism in Eukaryota, Fungi, Ascomycota, Leotiomycetes, Helotiales, Helotiaceae. The coding region runs from base 1 to 1944 and encodes 647 amino acids.
AUGUUUAGGCAAUUUGGUACUCUACUGUUGUCGGCAAUUGCUGUUAGUGCAAUUGACAUUCAUGUCUCUAGCACAGGCGGCAAUGCCUCCUCACCUCACAUGUACGGUCUUAUGUUCGAAGAUAUCAACCACUCCGGGGAUGGAGGUAUCUAUGCCGAGCUAAUUCAAAACCGAGCAUUUCAGGGAAGCGUUCCGUUCCCUUCAACAAUAUACCCUUGGGAACCAGUCGGAGGUGCUGUGCUUGCUCUCCAAAACACCUCGGUUCCAUUAUCAAAGGCAUUGCCCACAUCUAUCAAUGUCUCAGGAAAGGGCAAGAUUGGAAUCUCCAAUCCUGGGUGGUGGGGUAUUGAUGUCAAGAAACAAAAGUACACUGGUAGUUUCUGGACAAUGGGAGCGUACAAAGGGAAAUUCAGCCUCAGUCUACACUCUAAUCUCACCCAUCAAGUUUUCGCCAAUACCGUGCUCCCAUCCAAAUCGAAGUCUGGAAAAUGGACAGAGCACACUUUCGAACUAGAGCCACGCGAAGCGGCACCCAACAGCAACAAUACCUUUACAAUACAGUUUGACUGUUCUGGGGAGUCUAUCAACUUCAAUCUCAUCAGUUUGUUUCCACCAACAUACAAGAAUCGACCGAACGGGAAUCGACCUGAGUUGAUGGAGGCAUUGAAAGCGCUCAAUCCUACAUUCUUGCGUAUGCCUGGAGGAAACAAUCUUGAGGGCGAUGUAUCCCGAUAUCCAUGGAGAUGGAACGAAACGCUAGGCCCUCUCAAGGAUCGUCCAGGACGACCAGGAACGUGGUCUUACCAAAAUACCGACGGCCUCGGACUUCUCGAAUACUUCCAUUGGUGCGAAGACCUUGAAGUCGAGCCGAUCUUGGGAGUUUGGGCUGGAAUGUUCCUCGGAACCGAAGAGGGCCAUAUUCUCUCCGCUGAGGCUUUGGCCCCAUGGGUCCAAGACACUUUGAACGAGCUUGAAUUCAUUCUUGGCGAUGUAAACACAACCUACGGUGCUCUUCGUGCCUCCCUUGGCCACCCAGAGCCUUUCUACCUUAGAUAUGUCGAAGUUGGCAAUGAGGACAAUCUCAACAACGGUGGACCAUCCUACAGUAACUACCGUUUCCCGAUGUUUUACAAUGCUAUUACCGCCGCAUACCCAAAUUUGACCAUCAUCUCUUCGACUGGAGACUUUACUGCGCUCGGCGGAUCUGGUUCAUCCGCAUCGUGGACUGAUUACCACAUUUAUUCUCGUCCAGAUAAUUUAGUAUCACGAUUCGGACAGUUCGACAAAGUUUCUCGUGAGCACAAAACAGUCGUCGGCGAAUAUGCUGUUAUCCAGGAAAACAAGAAAAAUGUUUCAGCUGUGGAGUGGGACCUUCCUAAGUAUAAAAAUCCUGUGUGGUCAGGUGCUGUAGCGGAAGCUGUCUGGACCAUGGGUGCUGAAAGGAAUGGUGAUGCCGUUAUGGGUUUGGCUUAUGCGCCUGGAUUCCAGAACUUGAAUUCAUACCAGUGGGCUCCUGAUCUCAUCUCUUUUACUGCCAAUCCAGCACAAACCGUACUCUCGGUCUCAUACAGAGUGAUUGAGCUCUUCGGGAGCAACACCCACAAAGAAACCGUACCUGCAGUCUCGAAUUCUAGUUUCGGUCCCGCAUAUUGGGUUGCAGGGACCAAUGGCCCAUCCAAAUAUGUUUUCAAAACUGCGAUCUACAAUUCUACAGCAAACGUUCCGUUCAAUGUAAAGUUUGAUGGUAUUGCUGCAGGAACGAAGGGCAAGCUGACGGUUCUGAGCGCCCCUGAUGGAUUGAGUGUCAAUGCUCUGAACAAAGAAGAUGGCACCGGUGUUGUGGUGGAGACCACCGAGAAGCGAGUGCAAGACUUGACUGCUAAGGAUGGGGGAGUCUUUGGGUUUGAGCUCGCAAAUUACGAGGUUGCUGUUCUGACAACCUAA